AGAGAAGAAAAAGAAAAGAGAAAUUUGUCAGGUGCAAAUCUGAAGAAAUUUCGUAAUUUCGACGCUCCAAAUGGGCGUGACAGUCGAAACUAUAAAACCGGGUGAUGGUCAAACAUUUCCAAAGAAAGGGCAGACAGUUGUUAUUCACUACAUAGGUUCACUGGAAAAUGGAACACAGUUCGACUCGUCGCGAGACAGAGGUGUACCUUUCAAAUUCCAUUUGGGGAAAGGUGAAGUUAUUAAAGGUUGGGAAGAAGGACUUAAGCAGAUGAGUGUUGGCCAGCGAGCCAAAUUGAUUUGUCCACACAAUGUUGCAUUCGGAGAGAAGGGGCAUCCAGGAGUUAUUCCACCAAAAGCUACGCUAGUGUUCGAUGUGGAGUUACUGCGCCUGGAGUGAAGUGAACGCUAACCCUCAACAUGCUGACGAGUAACCGACUGCUUGACACACCGAUGCAAACCAGACUGUUCGGGAGACAUAUUCAAAGGUUCUGAUACUGUCGCCACACAGAUGUUUCUGUGGUAGUCUGUUCAGUAAUACAACCUAUUUACAUACCUGUUUGUAGUUCUAGAAGAAGCCAGCUUUUUGUACUCUCCGUAUUGUUGCACCCCCCCCCCCCCCCCCCCCCCCCCCACCCCUGUACAUGUGUGGUUUGAUAGGCUGUUCUUUGGUCUUUACUAAUGCAUACCAAUUCUGUUUGGAAAAAAAACCUAAUGGGUAGACGGAUAUACACUGCUGGAAUUGUAUGCUGUAAUAAUAAUAAUUAGUUUCAUUUCAUUUUGAUAUUAUGCUAAAUGAUCUUAUUUUUGACUUCCAUUUGAAUUAAAAAUAACAUUUUAAAAGCCUUGUUUAAAAUGUUGCAGUGAUUUUAACUAUCCUACAUGAUUGUUUUGAACAAUUUGGAUUUAUCUGUACAUAUAUGUUUAGGAUAAAAGUGCUAUUCUGGAGUUAGAAAUUGUUAGUGUUUUAAAUUUUAUUGGGUACAUGUUCAGUACUGUGAGAUUGUUAAGAACGAAUGUGGUUUUUUAAUCAUUAUUUUAUUUUAUUUUAUUUUAUUCUUUUGCAUUGACAAUGUUGAUUAACUAAUGUAUGAUCUUGGAUUAUAAUCAUGUCUUUGUAUUGGUGGUGGUUUUGUGGCACUGACUUCAUAAUACUGAUAAGAGAAUAUUAUUUCUCUUGGGGUUUUUUCAUAUAGGAUAGCACACCAGAAAUGGUACACUAAAAUACUGUGUUUUAAAGGUUAACUUCAUAAUAAACUAAACAUAAAGCCAGACAGUGGCAUUGUUAUCAAGGGAUAACAUUAUGUGUUCUUUCCAUUAAAGACUUCUUUUUUUUAGUUUUAUAACCAAAUGUUUUAACUCUUCUUUUUUUUCAAUAAUAAUUUGAAAAUACUGCAUUAGAAAUGAUUUUUGGAUACGAGACCAAAACAGCAUGGCUUAACUCCCUUGAAUAGUAAGGUCAUUUGUGCUUUUUUUUUAAUAAGCAAAAUAAAAAAUGUGACAUGGGUAAAUCAUAGGAUGAUUCUGUUUGGCAACCAACUGCUAUUACAUCACUAAAACAACAGAAACAAAACAAAAUGAAAGAAAGUGAAAAAAGUUAACUAAAGUUUUCUAACAAUGUAUGGUGGUGAUUAUUAUUAUUAUUUAUUUUUAUUUUUUUGUCUUUUGUCUUUUGUCUCCUCCACUAAAUGCAUAUUAUAUGGUUUCAGUAAGUACAAAAUAAUUGUGUGGUUAUAUCUGUUUUUACAAAAGGCUCCCAACCCCCAAUUGCAUAAAACAUUUUCCACCAAAAAUGCCUUGUCUUGAUACGUUAAAGUUAGACGAAACAAAUUAAGACAUUAUUUUUGACAUUUUGUUUGACCACAGUUACAAAGCAAGUAGGAUUUUGUUUUUUUGUUCCAGCUGUGGAGUAUUUUGCGGUCAUAGUUUUAAUUGACAAAUGUUGACUGGUUUGUAGGAUUACACACAGGUAGACUUAAAACUUGCUGCCACUGUAUGCGUUUUAGUUUUAAUUGACAAAUGUUGACUAGUUUGUAGGAUUACACACAGGUAGACUUAAAACUUGCUGCCACUGUAUGCGUUUUAGUUUUAAUUGACAAAUGUUGACUGGUUUGUAGGAUUACACACAGGUAGACCUAAAACUUGCUGUCACUAUAUGAGUUAUUCUAUUCUGAUAGACAACGUCAUACAAAAAAACUGAAUGUUAUCCUUCAAUAACCUCAGAAAAUGAAGUCAUUACAUCAAAUGAGAUGUUAUUAAUAUGUAAAACAUACAUUACAUUACAUUUACAUUAUAAAUCGUUUGGGAGGGAAAAAAGUGGCUGCUUAAGGCAGGUGACUGCUGAGUACAGGUGGCCACUAGGACAGGUUUGACUGUAUGUCGUUUUGUUUGUAAUUAUAAAAAAAAAAUUGUCCUUUUUAAAGUAUAAAAUCGCUUCUCCACGCAAUUUUAUACAAUUUGUAAUUGUUAUACAUUGACAAAUUUACCAAAAAAAUUACAAUUCUUAUUUAAUCAAAUCAGUUAUUUUUAUUGUUGGUACUGUACAUUGGUGCUGUUGUUGAUUUUAUGUAGAUUAUCAUACUGAUGGAAAAAAACCCAACUUUUAUUACAGGUCUAACAGUGUUAAUAUCCCUAGCACCAUUGAUUUAUUAUUAAGGUAGAAUUGUUCUGUCAAGUACUUUGUAUUAUUUGGCCAGAACUAUAGCGGUUUAAAUUUGGAAUGUUUAGAAUAGGAAUUUUACGAAAUGCAUUGCGGUACCUUUGUGAAAGCUGAUGUAUGAAUAAUACUAGUUAGCUAUUGAUUAUUGAGGACAUAGAGUACAUAGUAAAGUAUAUUUAGAUCACAAACGUAAAAGUGACACAUUUUAUUAUGGAAUUAACCUUUAAAUUGAAUACUAAAUAUCACUUAGAAUAUAUUUUUUAUACAUCAUGGUAAUUAUUGCUGUUUGGUGUUUAUAGUUGCUAUGGUAAGACAAAUGUUAAAAGAAAAGUGCAUAAAGUUGCUAAAAAAAUAUUUUGAAACAUUUUGUCCUAAAAAUAGACUCCCAUUCCAACCACCCCUCAACAAAAUAAACACCCCUGUAGGAUAUAAAAUUUCUACCCUCUGUUUUAUUUUUAAAUCCAUUUUAUUGUUUAGUAUGAUGUAGUUAUUGGUGUGAACAUAUGCAUCACAUACAUAUUUAAGUUAGUUUUACUUGUGCAUGUAUAUUGAUUUAUUUUUUUAUCAAAUAAAACCAGUGGAUUUUUUACACUUAAUAGUCAAGAACUUUGAUUUAAUCAUUCACUGUAAAGACAAAAUGAAUGUUUAAGUUGUAGACAAUUGACCAUUUUUAAAAAAGAUUUUCUGACAACCAUUUUUGAUUUUCACAAGAUGGUGAAAGGCAUGAGUAGUGAAUUUCUAUAACUGUAUCUGUUCUUGUUGAGACCUGUUCAGUAUAUUAUUCAUAUGUGUGUUAAAAGAUGUGAUUUUGUCUUCUGCUUUAGAUCAUGUAAGUUAAAUGAUGAAGAAUCCAUAUUGCAAAUAUUAAUUAAUUUUACAAUAAAUAUGCUUACAGGACCUUUAAUUUUGGUGUGUGAUCAGGAUUUUCAGAUUUGUACACACGUUUUUCAAAUGUGCAUUUCAGGCAACAUACCAGGGAGGCAAAAGUUGUUUUCUUAUUUUAGGUCUUAAAUCAAAACUAAAAAAUGUUUGCACUUCCAAAUAACGUAUUUCAGUUAAUACAUGUAUUUAUGAUGUUAAAAAAAAAAAGUUUAUUUAAUUAAGUAACAAUAUAUCAAAAUGUUUCCAACUUUGUUUCAAAAUUCAUAUACUGAUAACAAAGCAAACCUUCUUUGACUGCAUUUUAUUUUAAUUUUAUUUUUUAAUACAUAAAAAUUAGUAAUAGCAGGACAGCGAUACAUGAUAAACAUUAAAAUAUGUUGAAUGUGUUGUGGAUAUAGAGAUGGCACAUUUUGUACACACCUACCUAACAUUAAUUAUUUGCAUAUGAAAAGGUAAUGUAUGAACACAUUCUGAAAAUGGCAUUAUCAGCGUUAUAAGAUUGAGUUAGAUAUACAUAUACAUGUAUUUCUGAAUUGGACAGAAGCUAUUUAAACCAGUAUACAUUGUGUACCAACGUGUAUGAGGUAGACGUGAAAUUGUUUUCUCCCAUUCAUCUGUGUGUUAUAGAUUAUACAUAUACUGUUUAAUAUGUUUUUUUUAUUUUAUAUUCAGUGUACAAGUAUUUAUAUUUCCAUUAUUAAAGUGUGUAUUGUUUAACAAUACAGUUGGUCUGAGUGUUAGAUGUUCUGUGUUACGUGUAUGUUUCCUAAAACAUGGUUUGUCUGUAGCUGUAUUGUAUAGAUGCUUCAAAUGUCAUCAUCCGUGCGUUUAUUCUGUAAUCGUAUUUUGUUGGCACCGACUUCUGUUUGCAAAUUAAAAAAGAAAAUGUAUUUGUGUGUAUGUGUGCAUAUUAUGCAUGUAUGAAUAAACAUGUUUAUAUAUACAGAUGCAUAUGUUCUGUAUGUAACAGAAAAUAUUAUGUUUUACAAAGA
Messenger RNA from Gigantopelta aegis, 4530 nucleotides. RefSeq names its product peptidyl-prolyl cis-trans isomerase FKBP1A-like. The record is from RefSeq and is a predicted model, not a curated record. The transcript is spliced from 6 exons. Lineage: Eukaryota; Metazoa; Mollusca; Gastropoda; Neomphalida; Peltospiridae. Bases 71 to 397 code for a protein of 108 amino acids. Gene Ontology annotation, molecular function: peptidyl-prolyl cis-trans isomerase activity.